AUGUUCUGCUGGCGCUGGAGGUGUGCGGAGUAUGUUCUGCUGGCGCUGGAGGUGUGGGGCCCGCAGGGAGAGCUGGUGACGCUGGUGGACGCGAUUGAGAGCAGCAUUCGUAGUGGUGUGCAGGAUGGCACAAGGGAGGUGCGAGCCACAGCCAGGCGCAGCUUCCGGGAGUUUUCCCACUUGUGGCCGGAGCGGGCCGCCCGGCUGCACUCCUCAUUUGACGUCACAGUGCAGAAGGUGUUGGCUCAGGAGGACAAGUCAGCAGCGCUGCUGGGUGCACAGGGCACAGCUGCUGCUGCAGCAGCAGUGAGGGUCGUGGAAGGAGCAGGUGGAGAAGGAGGAGUCAGAGGAGAAAGAGGAGUCAGAGGAGAAAGAGGAGGGGCUGUAGCAGGGGCAGGGACAGCAGGAGCAGCUGUAGCAGCAGAUGUUGUGGGAUCGAGGGCUGCAGGGGUAGCUGGGAGGGGGGAGCGGAUUGGUCCACAGAGAGUGGUAUCAACAAGUGAGACUGUCACUGCAGCUGAUGAUGAUGAUGCUGAUUAUGCAAGAGACGGGGUCUCAUCUGGGGGAGGUUCACCUGGGAGUGAGGUGAACCUAUCCCCCAAGAUAGUCCGUGUUUUGGACUUUGACUCUGCUAGCCGCAGUGCUGGUGCUGCUGCUGGUGCUGGUGGUGCUGCUGGUGUGGCACGUGAUUCCAUGGACCAUGUUCCUAUGAAGGAAAACGUGCAGGGGAGAUGGGGUGGAGCAGCGGCAGCAGGAGGAGGUGACUGUGGGGUUGGGCCGAGGCGGCAGAGGCACAGCAUUGCUGCGUCAACCAAUCUCGAAGCCAGCAGUUAUGGGGCUCGCGGGAUGGGGGAAACAGGAGGGGCUGGAGCGAUCGGAGGGGCACGCGGAAUGGGAUGGAUGGGCGGGAGAGGAGGAGCAGUAAGAGCAACAGGGGUAGGAGGGAGGGAUCGGAACCAGGGAAAGAAGCCACAGCAGCAGCAGGAUGUGGGGGAGGUGAUGAGGACCAAGGUAGAGGAGGGGUUGCGGAAGGGGUGUGACUGGUCGAGACGGGUGGCGGCAUUAGAGGCGGUGAGGGAGUGUGUGAUGGGUGGAGGGGACGCGGCGGCAUGGGGAGGAGGAGAGGGGGAUGGAGUGAGCCGCAAGGGUGUUCAGGCCGUUGUGAAGCACCUGGAGAGGGUAGUGGAGCUGCUAGUAGCGGGGAUGGAGUUCGCCCACACCAAGGUCUCCUCCUCAGCUUUGUCCCUCCUGGAAGACCUCGUGCUGCACUGCCCACCCAUCCUCGCCCCCCCCAACCUCGACAAAUGGCUUCCCCCUCUCUUCUCCCGCGUGGCUGACACUGGGAAAGACCGCAUGCGAGCACAGGCAGAGGGUAUACUGGAUUGUGCUUUGAACAGCUGGUUUAGGCGUGGGGAUGGGUGCGGAGGGGUGAGUGGGGGGUUGAGUGAGGUGGGGAGGAGUGGGGAGGGGUUGAGAGGGGGAGAGGGGGAGGCGGUGCAGGUGCUGCUGCCGGUGCUGGAGCGGGCUUUGGAGGGGCAGAGAGGGCCGAGAGUGAGGGCGUGUGUGGUGGAGUUUGCACUGCUGGUGCUGAGGGGGAGAGCAGGGAGAGAGGAGGAGAGGGAGGGGGAGGGAGAGGAAGGAGAGGAGGACGGCGGAGAGGAGGGGCAUAAUGGGAGGCAGCGUGGUGGCAUCGCAGUGGCCCGAGUCAGAAGGAGCACGGCGGAAGCCAAGAGCAUCCGGCAGUGGGGCAUGCGUCUCCUCCCUCUGCUCAAAGACCCAAAAACCCGCCUGCCAGCAGCAGAGUGCCUGGGGGAGGUGGUCGCACAGAUCGGCCCUGUCUUCCUGGCGAGCCACAUCGACUCUUCCCCUGAAUCGGAACUGACUGACUUCCUUUCGCUGCUAGAGAGGGCGGCACAUCCGGAUGUAGCGGCGGCUGUAGCAGAUUUUGUGCAGGGGAGUCAGAUCCACGGCCAUGGGCAUGGCAUGUCGGCAGCUGGACAGAGGCACGAACGAGCAUCUGGAGCAGCUCGAACAUCGGCAACAACUGCCGGCACAGGCAUGCAUGCAACAGAGGUCACUGAACGAGACAGUGUGCACGCAAUUUCGGAAGGGGAGGGCGAGGGAGAGCGAGAUGUCCUAGGGGAGGAUGAGGGAUGGGAAGAGGGAGAAGAUAGAGGGGAGGGUGAGGGCGCAGGUGAGGAUUCUGAGCGAGAGAAGGGAGAGCGAGAGGAGCGAGAGCGAGAGGAGGGAGAGCGAGAGGAGGGAGAGCGAGAGGAGGGUGGAGACGAGGGAAGAUUUGCUGGGGGGGAGAUGUAUGGUGAAGAGCCUAUUGUGUCUGGUCAGAAUGUGGGGCAGGGCGGUAUGGCUUUGGGGAUGCUUCAAAGGAUGACAUUUGAGGCACCUCAAAAGUCGCCUCACGAGGUACCUCAAAAGCUGUAUGGUGAAGGGCCUUUUCCGUCUGGUGAGAAUGGGGUGCGAGGGAGUAUGGCUUUCGAGGCGAAUCAGAAGUUGAAUGGUGAAGAGCCUACUGUGUCUGGUGAGAUUGGGAUGCGAGGCGGUGUGGAGCCUUCGUCUGAGUCCUCCUUCCUCUCCUUCUCGGUGGAGGAGGAGGGGAGGGAGGGAGAGGAGGGGAAACUGGGAGGCGAGAGGGGAGAGGGAGAGGCGGGGUCGCCUGGGUGCUCUGUUACCCAGCCGGCAGCCAUGUCUACCGGCGGGUGGUUCGACGCGAUGAGCGUGCGACACUUUAUCAUGCAGGCGCUCGGGCUAGGCAUGAUAGUGACGUCAGCUCUCGUCAUCUGGAAGGGCCUCAUGUGCUGGACCAAUAGCGAGUCGCCAGUUGUCGUCGUGCUCUCGGGUUCCAUGGAACCCGGCUUCAAACGAGGCGACAUUCUCUUUCUCCACAUGAACCCAACGCCGCUCUCUGUGGGGGAGAUUGUGGUCUUCAACGUGGAUGGUCGAGACAUCCCCAUUGUCCACCGAGUCAUAAAGGUUCACCAAGAGGCUGACCCUGACGAGUUUCAGGCGCUCACAAAAGGUGACAAUAACGAAGGCGACGACCUGCCACUGUACGCGGAGGGGCAGCUGUGGCUGCGCAAGAAGCACAUCAUUGGGCGCGCGAUGGGGUACCUCCCCUAUAUCGGCUAUGUCACCAUUAUAAUGACUGAGCACCCCUACAUCAAGUUCAUUCUUAUUGGCGUUCUCGCAAUACUUGUUCUCACGUCCAAAGAUUAG
Messenger RNA from Closterium sp. Yama58-4, 3231 nucleotides. Lineage: Eukaryota; Viridiplantae; Streptophyta; Zygnematophyceae; Desmidiales; Closteriaceae. The record is from the annotation of a GenBank genome assembly.